GAUUCAGCUGGUCCAACACGAAAAAUGCCCCUGACUGCCAGUGCCAUGGACUUUUUUCAACUCUUUGUCCCUGACAAUGUACUAAAGAAUAUGGUGGUCCAAACCAACAUGUAUGCCAAGAAGUACCAGGAGAGGUUCGGUAGUGACGAUGCCUGGAUUGACGUUACCUUGUCAGAAAUGAAGGCCUUCUUAGGCUACAUGAUAUCAACCAGCAUCCACCACUGUGAGUCUGUUCUCAGCAUCUGGAGCAGUGGCUUCUACAGCAACAAAAGCAUUGCACUUAUCAUGACACAAUCGAGGUUCGAGAAGAUCCUGAAGUACUUCCAUAUUGUGGCCUUCCGCUCAAGCCACACAACGCAUGGCCUCUACAAAAUCCAGCCUUUUCUGGACUCUCUGCAGAAUGGCUUUGACUCCGCUUUUAGACCUUCACAAGCCCAGGUACUGCACGAGCCCCUGAUUGAUGAGGAUCCUGUUUUCAUUGCCACAUGCACAGAGAGGGAGCUGCGCAAGAGGAAAAAGAGGAAAUUUAGUCUCUGGGUUCGGCAGUGCUCAUCCACUGGUUUCAUCUGCCAGAUUUAUGUCCAUCUCAAAGAAGGGAGUGGUGUUGACGGGCUGGAUGCUUUGAAGAACAAACCACAGCUUCACAGUAUGGUGGCCAAAAACCUUUGUCAGAAUGCCUCUGGGAAGAACUACAUCAUCUUCACUGGCCCAAGCAUUACCAGCCUGAAUCUCUUUGAAGAAUUUGAGAAGCAAGGGAUUUACUGCUGUGGGUUGCUGAGCACCAGGAAGAGUGACUGCACAGGCCUACCUCCAUCCAUGCUGAACAACCCAGAAACUCCCCAGUCCAGAGGACAGUACAGAAUAAGAAUGAAGGGAAACAUGUCCUUGAUCUGCUGGUACAAUAAAGGGCACUUUCGUUUUCUGACCAAUGCCUAUUCACCAGUUCAACAAGGAGUUAUAAUUAAGAGAAAAAGUGGAGAAAUUCCAUGUCCGUUGGCAGUUGAAGCCUUUGCUGCUCACCUUAGCUACAUCUGCAAAUAUGACGACAAAUACAGCAAGUAUUUCAUUUCUCACAAACCAAACAAGACCUGGCAACAAGUAUUCUGGUUUGCCAUCAGCAUCGCCAUAAACAAUGCCUACAUCCUCUACAAAAUGUCCGAGGCCUACCACGUGACGAGGUAUAGCCGCGCACAGUUUGGUGAAAGACUGGUAAAGGAGCUCCUGGGCUUGGAAGACACCUCACCCUCCCAUUGAUGCAUUGUUCUUGGUGGCAUAGUCAGGGGAUGGAGGCUAAGCAGAAGACACCACACCUGAAAGAGCAAAGCAAGGAACUUGUGACAAGGCAGUGCUGUCCUUAUCCAAAAAUGCCAAGUGAUGCCACUAGGGAGGUCACAACUUUGUUCCUAGUAGCAGCUGGAUGUCAACGUGUCCUGCAGAACACGCCACCGGAAAAGCUGACGCAAAAUCACCUGUGUGAACGCCCCGUGGGAGUCUGUGCACCAGAAGGAGCUUAAAUCAGUCAUCAUCUCAAUGCUAUUCGUUGCACCAGGGUAUCUGGU
Merops nubicus (carmine bee-eater) is the source of this 1559-nucleotide messenger RNA. It is a transcript of the gene PGBD5, whose product is annotated as piggyBac transposable element derived 5. The coding region runs from base 25 to 1254 and encodes 409 amino acids. Gene Ontology annotation, molecular function: transposase activity. The record is from RefSeq and is a predicted model, not a curated record. The transcript has 7 exons. Gene Ontology annotation, cellular component: nucleus. Gene Ontology annotation, biological process: non-replicative DNA transposition. Lineage: Eukaryota; Metazoa; Chordata; Aves; Coraciiformes; Meropidae.